Messenger RNA from Culicoides brevitarsis, 2766 nucleotides. It is a transcript of the gene Tab2, whose product is annotated as TGF-beta-activated kinase 1 and MAP3K7-binding protein 2. The record is from RefSeq and is a predicted model, not a curated record. The transcript has 4 exons. Gene Ontology annotation, molecular function: ubiquitin binding. The coding region runs from base 224 to 2407 and encodes 727 amino acids. NCBI's taxonomy places the organism in Eukaryota, Metazoa, Arthropoda, Insecta, Diptera, Ceratopogonidae.
AUAAACAAAGGUUACAUGGUUGAAUUUUCCGAUUUUCUGCCAUUUCCUCGCGAAAAUUAAUUGAAAAUUCGCUCAAAAAUCGCGUGCCGUGUCCCGUUUUUGUCUUUCUCACGUAAAACUGAUCGAUUCGUGAUGGCAUUUUGCGUAAAAUCCAACAUUUUCUGUUGUGGCGAAAUUCGACGAUCAUUUUAGGAAUUUGUAGUUGAGGCAAUAAUGGCUGAAUAUGGCGGCUAACUUCUCAGGGCUGCCUGCUGCUGCACCAUCAUCGAAAUCCCCAACGAAAUCCACGAAGCCAACUCAAUGUUCGUGCUCGAACAUCAGUAUCAUGCAAUUAUUUCACGAAAUGAAACAAGAAUUUCCGACAGUGCCUGAUCAUGUGGUAACGCAACUUGUCGCGGAAAAUUGUCACAAUCGUCCGAGGUGCAUCGAAAAACUCAGUGAAAUCGAAGAGGAAUACGCACUUUCGACACAAGCGUAUCCCGUGCAAUCGAUCCGGAAUAACAAACCGCCGACUCCGCCGCGUCGGUGCAAAAACCCCCUGCGCCAGCUUGAGCUGGAACAAGCAAAAAACACUCGCGAUAAAAGUGCGGAUCGUAAAAAAAGUGCGAAAAGUGAUGAAAGUAGUUGUGAAAUUAUACUAAAUAGUCAAAAUAAUAGCAAAAAUCUAAAGGAAAAUAUGUGUAAAUUCGAAAAGUCAAAACAAAACUCGGGCGAUGUGACGCCUCUCGCGUACAAUCGACCGGCGCCGCAACGUCCCAACACCUUAACCACCCACAAAGUGCCUUCGUCGCGUGAUUCGUCGCCAAGACCGCAUCGUGUGGCACCGCCGCCGCCCAUUUCCGCCGGCAUGACUGUUCUUUCGCAGAAUCCGAAUGCGGCGCCCGAAGCUCUCAAUGUCUCCCUGAAUGUCUCCGUAUCGCCUGUAUCAGGUCGUCGUCCUCCGCCUCGCCCACGACACAUUAGCGAAGUUACCGUGCAACCCGAAAUGCCCUUCUCGCCGGCACCCGUGCCCGCCAACGGAGCUCCUCGCAGCUACACUUCCGUCAAUUUUACGCUGCGACCUCCGUGUACGACAAGUGCCCAAAGCCCGAUCGACAUUAGUGCGGGCCCGAGUUUAACGUAUUCCAGUAGUUCGUACGAUGCGCGACAGGGAUACCAAAGUAGUUUACAGAUAACGGUAGGAGGCACGGGAACGCCGCCCGUUUUUAGUGCGAUGAGGACUCGAGCGCAGCAAUUGCAGGAUGGCGAAAGUGGGAAUGAGAAUGUGAGUGGAUGCGGAACGGGAGCUGUGCAGGAAUUGUGUGAUACGGGAGACAUUUUUGACAAAAUUUAUCAGCAACGAACGAGUCCGCUGUCUUCGAAUACGACAAGUUCGACGGUGUUUCGACUUCCGAUGCUCGGAACAAGCAGUUGUCAACUCAUGUCGUCGUCAUUAAGAGAAGACGAGAUCGUCCAACGACAACUGAAUCGCAAACGAGUGUUGGAGAAGGAGCUGCACCGCGAUAAAUAUCGACUGGAAAUAAUGCAGUACGACAUCCACGUACUCGAGUUGACGUUUCCCCUUUCCGAGACAGAUAGACUGACUGAAGAGAUAAAGCAACUGCGGAAUGAAUGCAAGAUGCUCAACGAAAUUUUAGAUAAGGCUGGCGUUGCUGUGUUGGGUGAUUUGUCGUCGAGUGUGAAUGCUUUGAGUUUAACGAAUCAACCGAUCAUGAGUAGCAAUAGUAGUUGUAAUAGUGCGCGAUCACCGAAACGACCUCCGUUGCCAGCGGCUCUGCGGACCGUUACCUCGCCUCAGCGUGCCCUUCAGAUGCCCGCCUUUACGAAUUUGCAGCAUCUCAACUUGCACCAGACACCCACAGACAUUGUCAACAACACCAUUGAUGCCGCCGCACAUGACGUACCAUCGUGGCGUUGUAGCGUUUGCACAUUCCAAAAUCAUCCGCUCCUCAAUAAAUGUGAACAAUGCGAGCAACCUCGAAAUCCCUUGGGUACAAUACACAUUACCGCUGCACAUUUUGAGCCUCGUUUUGAAAAUGUACAAUACCAACAGCAAGCGCAUACUAAUCCCGUAACUGCAAGAAGCUUUUCGCUCACUAACAAUGUGUCGUUGUCGCCUGACAGUAAAAUGAGUGACAAUCAAAUGGUGCCACAAACUGCACCACCAAACACGAAUUGUCCUUUUUUCAUUCCAAAUAACAGUAAUUUUAGUAGUAACAGUAGGAUAAUUUCUAGUUUAGAGGAACUUCAGUAUGAAAAUGUUGUUCGAGAAAGUAAUUUAGAGGAACACACGUAUGUUAAUGUAGGAAGUUUGAGUUUAGGAAAUCUUCCGGAAAUUUUUACGAAUGACAAUCAAGAAACAUCUUCAACUUUUGUCAAGGGACAUCGUUACAGACCUUCAAUGUGAAGUCUUAACAAAUCGAAAAAUUAAAGAACUGAAAAAUUUUAACUGAAUUUGCGUCUUAAAAGGUCUAAAAUGACAUAAAAUAGCCUUAAAUUACUUUUAAAAAUAAUUUUUUUCAUUAAUUUUUUUGUAAAUUUACCCGUUAAACGUCUGGUAUUUUAUAAAUCGUCAAAAAUUGUUCGAAAAAAUAUUUAAAAUUAAUUUUAAAAAUUUUUUGUAUUAUCUUCUGAAUUAUAAAUUUUCAAAAAUUUAACAUAAUAUUAAUCCUUAAUUUUUUUUAAGUUUUGCAUGAAUUUUCUACAUGCGUGUGUUAUUAUUAAGUCUAAAAAAUAUUAACAUAUUAAUUAAUUGUUACCUUGUUA